AUGGGCUGUGUUGCGAGUAAAAAGAAAAUCAAACCAGAAAGUUUACCUACCCAAAUUGAGCACACAUCGUCUAAAAAUCGUGUCUUGAAAAAAGAAGAAUUAAAAAUCGAGGCAUCCAAUUUUGUAUGAAAAGGCAAAGGUUCUAUAAAGGACCACUAUAAAAUGGAAGAACAGCUUGGAAAAGGUGCAUUUGGCUUCGUCCGUUUAGCUACACAUAUUGCUACAGGCCAAAAACGAGCAAUUAAAACAAUCCAUAAAAGCUCUAUAAUAAACGAUGAUGCAGAGAGAAAAAAAUUCAUACUCCCCCCCCUCCGUGAGUGAACAAAACAAAUUUUGUUCACUCACGGAGGGGGGUUAAUUUUUUUUAAAAAUAAAAAUUUAUAUAUAAAUUUUAUAAAAAAUAUUGUUUUCGAAAUUUAAAAAAAUCCUAAUUCGCAAAAAUUGGAAAGCAAAUAUUAAAUUCAAUUUGCAAAAUUUAUAUUUUAAAAAUCAAUUUGUUUAAAAUUAAACAGAAUUAGCUCUAUAUUUCAUUAUACUAAUUAUCAUUUAUAUAUUAAAACUUUUUUCCAUAAAAAAUUUUUCUAUUAAAAAAAACUUUUGUUUCACUCAUGGAGGGUGGUUUUUUGGGCAAAAAAUAGCGAUUUUUCUAAUGGUUCUGUUCACUCACGGAGGGGGGAGUAAGUGAAAUUGAAAUUUUGAGAAAAGCUGACCACCCAAAUAUUGUAUAUACUAUAAGCGCAAAUAAGUUAAAGGAAAAAAUAUAAUUUUCCUUACUCCCCCCCCAUCCUUGAUCGAACGACUCGCCAUCGUUCGAUCAAGGAUAGGGGUUAAAAAAAAAUUUUAUAUAUAAAAAUGAAAAAGAUAUAUAUAGAUUUUUUUUAUUUACUUUAAAUAAGAGGGUUAAGAGUAUAUUUAAUAAUUAUUUUUACAGCAAAAAAUUUGAAUUAAUUUCAUAAAAAUACCAAUUUUUAAUAUUUGAUUUAUUAGUUACCCUUUUAAACUGUAUAAAUUUUAAUUUAAAUUAAAUAUUUUUUUAAAAUUUUAAAGAAUCUCUAUUUUAUUAGAUUAUUGAGCUUUUAAGCCUAUGUUGAUGUCUAAAUCACUUCGGAUGGUUGAUUUCGCAGCUUUCUGUCGUCUCAAAGCUCUGAAAACAACUUCAUUAGGCACAUCUUCCAAAGCAUUUGAUAACUAAUAUUUUUUUAUAUAUAUAAAAAUUUGCAUGAUUUGAAAAUCGUUCGAUCAAGGAUGGGGGUUAAUUUCCCCAAUUUUUAGGAAUUUUUACAGUCAAUCGUUCGAUCAAGGAUGGGGGGGGGAGUUAAAAAAAAUGUAAAAUUUAUCUUAAAAAUGUAUAAAACUUUAUGAAUUUUAUGAAGAUGAGGAGCAUUAUCAUUUAGUGACUGAACAUGUAAAAGGUGGCGAGCUUUUUGACUACAUUAUUAAGAGUAAAAUGCUUUCUGAAAAAAUAGCAGCACAUUUUAUGAGUCAACUAUUAAGCGCAGUUUUGUAUUGUCAUGCCAAUAAUAUCGUCCAUAGAGACCUUAAACCUGAAAAUUUGCUUUUGGAAACUCAAGCAAACGACGCCAAUUUAAAAGUAAUUGAUUUUGGGACUUCAGCGAUUUUUGAGCCAUGCAAAAAUUUGACUCAAAAAUAUGGAACAGCUUACUAUAUAGCUCCAGAAGUUUUAAGGAAAGAUUAUAAUGAAAAGUGUGACAUUUGAAGUUGUGGGGUAAUUUUAUAUAUAUUAUUAUGUGGCAAACCUCCAUUUUAUGGCCGAAAUGACAGAGAUAUUAUAAGAAGAGUUGAAAAAGGCGAAUUUUCUAUGAAAGGAAGCGAGUGGGAUGUAAUUUCCCCACAAGCCAAACUUUUAAUCAGCAAAAUGUUGGAUUUUGACCCACAAACUAGAAUUUCUGCAAGUGAAGCAGUUCAGGACGAAUGAAUUUGCAGAUUUACUGAUAAAUCAGACCUUACAGAGACCCAAGAACUUACAUCACUAGAUGUGCUGAAAUCUUUCAGAGCUGAAGAAAAGUUGCAAUAUGCAGUCCUUUCCUUUAUUUCCUCUCAAUUAAUAAGCAGAGAAGAAUCAAAGCAGCUAACUGAGAUGUUUCGGUCUCUUGAUAUUAAUGGAGAUGGCAAAAUAAGUAAAGAUGAGCUAUUAGAAGCUUACUCAAAAACUCUUGGGAGAUCAGCUGCAAUUCACCAAGUCGAGCAAAUCAUGGCAAAAGUUGAUGCGAAUAAUUCAGGAUUUAUUGAUUAUUCUGAAUUUAUGAUGGCUGCGACUGCCUUAGAAACUUUAAUUAGUAAAGAAAAUCUAAAAUCUGCCUUUACUGCUUUUGACGCAGAUGGAAAUGGAAAAAUUAGUGCUAAAGAACUCAAAAUGUUUUUAGGUACUGAUCUUGCAGUAAGUGAUAUGGUAUGGAAAGACAUGAUUUCAGAAGUCGAUUUAGAUGGCGAUGGAGAAGUAGAUAUCGUGGAAUUUGAAAAUAUGAUGAUAAAACUGAUAAAAAGCUCUCCUUUGUAG
Messenger RNA from Blepharisma stoltei, 2518 nucleotides. The record is from the annotation of a GenBank genome assembly. Lineage: Eukaryota; Ciliophora; Heterotrichea; Heterotrichida; Blepharismidae.